This is a messenger RNA of Aspergillus chevalieri, 372 nucleotides long. RefSeq lists its product as uncharacterized. The transcript has a single exon. The record is from RefSeq and is a predicted model, not a curated record. The coding region runs from base 1 to 372 and encodes 123 amino acids. Lineage: Eukaryota; Fungi; Ascomycota; Eurotiomycetes; Eurotiales; Aspergillaceae.
AUGACCACCAUGGCUACCACCAACAGCCACAAGCCCCCCUAUUCAACAUCCCACACCCUUAAAGCCCUCGACCAACGCUAUAAUGCCCAAUCCUACUCAACCAUAGCCACAAUCAUGGCCCUCCGCCAAACAUACUUCCAAGACCGCUUCACCUUCAUGCGCGGAGAAGACAUGGUUCCCGUCCUCAAGCGUCUCGGUGCUACAGACGAAAACUUCCGCUACGUCAAAUCCAUAAGCAACAUAACAGGCCUGAAUCUCGACUACUGCACAGUUACUCACGGCCGUUACAGCAGACUUCGCCGCACAAUUCAGCGUCUCGAGUGGCAGCCCUACACGCUUCCCGUGCAAGAGGACUACUGCCGGCACGACUGA